GUUGAGUUGUGGCAUAACACUUACAUUACAUAAAACGUUAAAAUUAGACCGACUGGCAUUUUCACCAGCUUUUACGCUCUCGAACUUUCAUCCUCGCAGUCCACAGGUCGCGCACAGAUGAUAAUAGCAGACGUCCUGCACCGCACUUUCGUCAGUGGACUGGCUGCACUAAGCGUGUAUGGACUAUUCAUGGGCUAUGCCGUGCACCGCGAAACACUAGCCAAAGGGAGAGGUGAGAUGAUGCAUAUAUACCACCAUUCUCACCCCAAAUUUCUAACGCAAUCUAUGCAGAGUACAUGGCAUUGAAAGAAGCUGAAGCAAAGCAACGCGAGCAAACAAAUGCUGAGGAGGAGGCAAAGGAACUUGCGCUGGCAGAGGCUGCCCAGGCUGUUUUCCGCAAAGGGUUGUAGCCUCCAGCCAACCUUUUGCAGCACCUUUGGGUGCAGUGCAUGCCUGAAGGAUGACCAUGCAGUUUUCUCAAUGAGCAUCCCACAGCCUGGGUGCCAUUAGUCCACCUUCAGUUCGCCCUCGCAUAGCGUUCUUGUGAUUGGCUCAUGCGCUAAGCUCUCUACGCCUAUUUUGUAUCAAUUGUCGUUGCUUCGUGGUAUGAUUCAUAAGCGGCCAGAAAAAUAGCUGAAGAC
This is a messenger RNA of Suillus paluster, 641 nucleotides long. RefSeq lists its product as uncharacterized. Bases 118 to 306 code for a protein of 62 amino acids. NCBI's taxonomy places the organism in Eukaryota, Fungi, Basidiomycota, Agaricomycetes, Boletales, Suillaceae. The transcript has 4 exons. The record is from RefSeq and is a predicted model, not a curated record.